This is a messenger RNA of Ahaetulla prasina, 1726 nucleotides long. RefSeq lists its product as uncharacterized. Lineage: Eukaryota; Metazoa; Chordata; Lepidosauria; Squamata; Colubridae. The record is from RefSeq and is a predicted model, not a curated record. The transcript has 2 exons. Bases 575 to 1417 code for a protein of 280 amino acids.
GGCUGCCUCGGUGAAAUGCUCUCUAAUGGUUUCUUUAUUUCUAAUUGUUCUCUGUGACUCACUACGGAUUUCCUACUCACGAGACCAUCUGCUAAAAAUUAAGCAACAUUUCUUUAAGGAGCAGCUUUCUUUGAUCUCACCCCCGCCUGUCUUUACAAACACGGAGGAGAUUCUAACACAGGAGGAGGCAAUUCCCACGGAGCCAUGGAUUACUAAAAAAACCAAACGACGGAAGCGAAGGAAGAGAGCAGUCCUAUGCUUCUCUGAAACCUGGUUAAAUGAAUCAAUUGAAGAUAGCAGCCUGAACAUUCCAGGGUUUCAGAUUGAACGAUCAGACAGGAUUACAGAAACAUCUGGUAAAAAGAAAGGAGGAGGCUUAUGCCUAUAUAUUAACAACAAUUGGUGUCAAGAUUUAAAAGUAAUUUACAAAUUCGGUGACAAUUUAGAGACUUUAAUUAUCAACUGCAAACCAUACUAUUCGCCUCAUGAAUUUUCCUCAUUUCUUCUAAUUGCUGUUUAUGUCCCACCACAAGCCUGUGUAAACAAGACAUUAUGAACUCUAGCUGACCAAAUCAUGGAGGCUGAAGCCAAACACCCUGAUUCACUGGCCAUUGUUUUGGGAGAUCUAAACAAGGCAAACUUAAGGAAAGAGCUACCAAAAUACUUUCAGCAUGUCAAUUGUCCCACCAGAGGCAAGAAUACUCUAGACCAUUGCUACACAACACUAAAAGAUGCUUAUCGGUCUUUACCACGUGCAGCUGUAGGACACUCUGAUCAUUGCAUGAUUCACCUUGUACCUGCUUACAGGCAAAGACUUAAAACCACAAAACCAACAAUUAAAUCAGUGAAGACCUGGACGGAGGAGUCAAAAUUAAAGCUACAGGCAUGCUUUGACUGCACUGAUUGGAAUAUUUUUGAAGAUACCUCUGCAGACCUGGAUGAACUCACAGAUACUGUAACAUCAUAUGUCAGCUUCUGUGAAGACCUAUGUGUACCUACAAGGAACUUGCAAAUAUACAGUAACAACAAACCUUGGUUCACACCUAAACUUAAGCAGCUACGACAUUCCAAAGAGGAAGCCUACAGAAAAGGUGAUAAAAUGCUGUACAAUCAGGCCAGAAAUGCACUAACAAGGGAGAUCAGAGCAGCAAAAAGAAGCUACUCUGAAAAGCUAAAGAAUCAGUUUUCAGCAAAUGAACCAGCAAACAUGUGGAAAACUCUUAAAAAUAUCACCGGCUAUGGCAAACCUCCUUCCCAGGCUGAAGGUAAUCAACAACUGGCAGAUGACCUGAAUGAGUUUUACUGCAGGUUUGAAAGGAAACUACAGCCACCUAUCUCCACAACCCCCAUCUCAGACACACCAACAACAGCCAAGCCUCCUACAACUGACCCCAUUUCAUUGGGUUCACACCCCUAGUGAUCACAGAAAAGGAAGUGCAGGACCUAUUUCACAGACAAAAGCCAGGAAAAGCUCCAGGCCCAGACAAGAUAACUCCUUCUUGCUUAAAAGUCUGUGCUGACCAAUUGGCCCCCAUCUUCACCCAUAUUUUCAAUAAAUCACUAGAGAUGUGCUAUGUUCCUUCUUGCUUCAAACGCUCUACCAUCAUCCCAGUGCCGAAGAAGCCCACCAUCAAGGAACUGAAUGACUACAGACCAGUUGCUUUAACAUCUGUAGUCAUGAAAACCUUUGAAAGGCUAGUGCUUUCCUACUUGAAAACCAUCAUGG